UUUCCUGAAUACAAGGGAAUAUUUUUAAUCCAUUUUGUCCCCUCAUAUCCACUGCAAAUCCAAAUCAAAACGAAAUAAUCCUCAGAAUAAUCCGAAAUACCAUUAACGUAAUCAAAUUAAGGGAUACCUUUGUUUAUCCUAUAUACCAGAAAGUCCCUUCAUUAAUUGUUAUGUUAUUUCACAUUGGGUUAGAACCAGACAAUCAAAUCUAUGGCCUGUGACAAAAAUAGAUGAAACCAAUUCUUCUACGUAUAUAAAUACACAAAUCCAUUCAUGUUCUUCUCUUUGUCAUCUCAAUUCUUGAAAAAUAAUAUUCUUAUUCUAGUUCCAAUUCUCCCCUUUUGUUUCUUUGUGUAUAUACAAUUUUUACCUUUUUUUAUUUCAUUUUUACUUGUUGGGGUUUUGUCAUUUGGUUUGAAAAUGCCAACGGAAGGUGUCACGGUGGAGGAACCUGUUUUAUGUGGUUCACCACUCGGGUCAACACCAAGCUCCCCUAAGAGUAGGAUUAAAUUUUUAUGUAGCCAUGGAGGAAAAAUUCUUCCUCAGCCAGCUGAUGGCCACCUCAAGUAUGUUGGCGGCGAGACACGUGUUAUCUCCGUUCCUCGAGACAUUAAACUUUCAGAACUUAUGAAGAAGCUUACUCCCCAAAUUGAGGGUGACAUGGUUCUCAAAUAUCAAUUAGUACAUGAGGAUCUUGAUGCCUUGAUCUCAGUAAAAACAGACGAGGAUCUACGCCACAUGUUAGAUGAAUAUGAUCGUUGCGAAAGUGCAGGAAUCCCGAGGCUUCGCGCCUUUCUCUUCCCAGCAAAGCCCGUCGUGGUAGACCACCAUACAACGCCACCAGAACCUCUAGAACAACGAUAUAUUGAUGCCAUUAAUGGCAUAAUCCGUGCCAGAGAAGCAGGGAUUCGGGUACCACCUCUAAGCAUAAGCCAUGCUUCUUUUAACAUUUCCUCUGCUUGUUCUUCACCAAGAUCUCCUGAGAGUUGCACUACUGAUGGUGUUAUCCAAGAGUCUUUGUUACAAAGUAUUUUUCAGAAUAGAAGUCAAUUGCACAAAGUUCAGAGCUCACCUAGCUUUUACAAUGUCACUAGCCCGCAGCAACACGGUUUCCAUCAUACCCCUCAAUCACUGCAGCAGCAGCAACAUCACUCUUACAACUAUAGACAACCAAAUUACAAUGGGUACCAGUUAAGUAAACCUCCUCCAGGUCCUGGUGAUCCACUCAAAGGGCCAGAAAGGCUUGUUUCUGUUAGGUCUGUUGGACGAGCCGAGGGGUUAAGGUAUCAAGUGGAUCAUAACCAACAUUACUAUCAAUCACCCGCGAGACACAGCCGUGGUAGUGGCUGCUGUACGAAAUGCAUGCACUACGAUGACUAUGGCCAUUGUGGGGAAAGGAGAAAUGGAAGUAUAUCGCCGGGCAGUUACUCUAUGGAGAUAGGAAAUGGUUGUCCUUCUCCAGGUGGUUACUCUGUGGAAAGAAGAACCAGUAGUCUUUCUCCCAGUCCCAUACCACUGAGUCCUCGCUUCUCCAAUAUGGCUGCCUCAGGGGAUACUUGAGACUCUUAUCUGCUCUACAAAUCUCAGCUUUUUCUGUAUUUAACUUCUGUAGUGUGAGCCAAUGGAGACAACACUACCUUCUCAUGCACAUAAGUUUUGAAAGAGCUUUUCUUAAUUAUUUGUAUAGUAAAAAAUUACUCUAUAAUCAAAAAGUGAUGUACAUCUAUCUUUUGUGUUUUACCUUUGGACUUUGUAUAAUAAAGCUGCCCUGUGUAUUCCAAUCUACAAAUUCUGUUGGCAUUUGUCCAUAAAACGAAUACUUGAAUCCAGAUAUGAACAAGAACUGUGAGAUGAGCUUGGAAAGAGAAAUCUACACUAAUUUAUUGUUGGCACUAAUUAUUAAGAAUUAAAUUCAAAUUCAAUCACUCCAAUAACAGCAAGUCUGCGACUGAGAAAACAAGUAAUCAAAAGCACAAGGAACUUUAA
This is a messenger RNA of Nicotiana attenuata, 1986 nucleotides long. RefSeq lists its product as uncharacterized. The record is from RefSeq and is a predicted model, not a curated record. Bases 274 to 1560 code for a protein of 428 amino acids. Lineage: Eukaryota; Viridiplantae; Streptophyta; Magnoliopsida; Solanales; Solanaceae. The transcript is spliced from 2 exons. Gene Ontology annotation, molecular function: protein binding.